UUUUGACCAUGGCAGCACCACCAUCACGCCCCUCUCCUUCUUCCCUUCUUCCUCCCUUCUUUCCUAUCUCAUUUCCUUCCUUUCUCUUUCUCUUUCUCUUCGUGGGGGCUUAAUCAUUUGCCCUUUUUUCUAUUUAUUUCAUUUCUCCUUUUUUUUCCCAUGGAAUUCCAUCUUUGAAGCUCAUUCCUUUGAUAUCCUCUUCUGCUUUCUUCUUUUGCUUGCUAUCAUCAUGGGAGCCUGUCUCUCUACCACCAAAGUCAGUGGCUCAAGCAGCAACGCCGGCGUGAACCACCGCAAAGAACAACAAUCCACCACAACGAUGACAAAUGAGAAAAAAGAGUCUCAAAAGCCUAGCGGUCAACAGGGUCAGCAGCAGCAGCAGGUGAGGAAUUCUCAGCCUUUAAAGGUCAAAGGGAAACCAAGUGCGAGGAGGCAGAGUGGGAUCAUCCCGUGUGGGAAACGUACGGAUUUUGGGUACCAUAAGGAUUUUGAUAAGCGUUACACGAUUGGGAAAUUGUUGGGACAUGGACAAUUUGGUUACACCUAUGUUGCCACGGACAAGGCAAAUGGGGAUCGGGUUGCCGUUAAGAAAAUUGAGAAAAAUAAGAUGGUUCUUCCCAUUGCUGUUGAGGAUGUCAAGCGAGAGGUCAAGAUAUUGGAAGCCCUGAAAGGCCAUGAGAAUGUGGUUCAGUUCUAUAAUGCAUUUGAGGAUGAUUCCUAUGUAUACAUUGUUAUGGAGUUAUGUGAGGGUGGAGAAUUGCUGGACCGGAUAUUAGCCAAAAAGGACAGUCGUUAUAGUGAAAAGGAUGCAGCAGUAGUUGUACGGCAGAUGCUCAAAGUUGCUGCUGAGUGUCAUUUGCGUGGCUUGGUGCACCGUGACAUGAAACCCGAGAAUUUCCUAUUUAAGUCAACCAGAGCGGACUCACCUCUGAAGGCUACAGAUUUUGGUUUGUCAGACUUUAUCAGACCUGGGAAGAGGUUUCAAGAUAUCGUUGGCAGUGCCUACUAUGUUGCUCCUGAAGUAUUAAAACGAAGGUCAGGGCCUGAAUCAGAUGUAUGGAGUAUUGGUGUGAUUACCUAUAUUUUGCUCUGUGGGAAACGGCCCUUUUGGGAUAAGACAGAGGAUGGCAUAUUUAAGGAGGUUUUGAAGAACAAGCCUGAUUUUCGUCGUAAACCAUGGCCAACAAUUAGCAACAGUGCUAAAGACUUUGUGAAGAAGUUAUUGGUGAAGGAUCCUCAGGCUAGACUGACAGCUGCUCAGGCCCUAUCUCACCCAUGGGUUAGAGAAGGAGGAAAUGCAUCUGAGAUUCCUGUUGAUAUAUCUGUUCUGAACAACCUGCGGCAAUUUGUGAAGUACAGUCGAUUGAAGCAGUUUGCUCUGAGGGCGUUGGCUGGCACGCUUAAUGAAGAGGAGAUAGCUGAUCUUCGGGAUCAGUUUGAUGCAAUUGAUGUGGAUAAGAAUGGUUCUAUUAGUCUUGAAGAGAUGAGACAGGCCCUUGCUAAAGAUCUUCCUUGGAAGUUGAAGGAAUCACGUGUUCUUGAGAUCCUUCAAGCGAUUGAUAGCAACACAGAUGGCCUUGUUGAUUUCACUGAGUUUGUUGCGGCUGCUCUACAUGUGAAUCAAAUGGAAGAACAUGAUUCUGAUAAAUGGCAGCAGCGGUCACAGGCUGCUUUUGAGAAAUUUGAUGUAGAUAGAGACGGCUUUAUAACUCCAGAGGAGCUUAGAAUGCACACCGGCUUGAGAGGUUCCAUUGACCCUUUGCUUGAGGAGGCUGACAUUGAUAAAGAUGGAAAAAUAAGCCUUUCAGAAUUUCGCCGACUUCUACGAACUGCAAGCAUGGGUUCAAAGAAUGUACCUAGUCCAUCUGGUCAGCGGAAUACUUGUAAGUUAUAGGUUGGAAUUGAAUUAUUGAGGGUUGAUCGGUGGAGAGACGAAAAGACAGCAGCUUUUGCUGCUUGGUACUUGUAAGACCCCAAGCAGGCUUCCCAUCUACCUGUCUCCAUCAGCAUUCUAGGGACCCUUUUUGACUCGAGUUUUGUGUGAUGGCGUCCCACUUCGGGGAAUCCACUGCUGAGAGGUCUUUGGAUAUAAGAGUUGAUGUUGGCUCUGGUAGUGAGAGAGCUCCAGGUAUAUGGUCCUACUGUGUACAUUCGUUGGUUGGGUAUUUUCCUUCUUGUACCCUCCAUAUUUGUAAUAUGUGACUAUAAAUAAUUUAUCAAUGAAAUUACGGUGCACCCGAAUUUUAUUCCAUGUGUUAA
Molecule: messenger RNA, 2259 nt
Organism: Theobroma cacao (cacao)
Lineage: Eukaryota; Viridiplantae; Streptophyta; Magnoliopsida; Malvales; Malvaceae
Product: calcium-dependent protein kinase 28-like
Biological process (GO): protein phosphorylation
Molecular function (GO): calcium ion binding; ATP binding; protein kinase activity
Source: RefSeq, a predicted model, not a curated record